AGUUUCUCUUCAGGCCACUCUCAGAACACCGAGCCUUGCAGUCAGUUCUGCUUUUCCCACAGGAUCUGCUGUUGGUUGUGUGCUCUGUAGAGCUUUGUUGCUAGCUGUUCUCUGACAAAGCUUGUUCUGUGCAGCACAUCUCGUCCUCUUUGUUCAGUCUCUGGCUUCAAACACUGAAUCACAAAUAUUCUCCAGCUGGGAAUCAGACAAGAGUAGAGAUGAAGAACCCAGAAGCCCAACAGGAUGUUUCGGUUUCCCAGGGAAUUCGCGUGAUGUUUUACAUGAUGACGCCCAAUGAAACAUCAUUCCAAACCCUAGAAGAAGUGCCUGAUUAUGUCAAAAAGGCAACUCCAUUUUUCAUUUCCUUGAUACUGCUUGAGCUGGUUGUCAGCUGGAUUCAUAAAGGGAAGCCAUCAGGUCGUAUGGAUGAUGCAUUAACAUCAAUAUCAGCCGGUGUUCUGUCUCGGCUUCCGAGCUUGUUUUUCAGGAGUAUUGAACUGACCAGUUAUGUUUAUGUCUGGGAGAACUACAGUCUCAUCAGUUUGCCUUGGGAUUCUCCAUGGACUUGGUGUAUAACCUUCUUGGGAGUUGAUUUUGGCUACUACUGGUUCCAUCGCAUGGCUCAUGAGGUUAAUAUUAUGUGGGCUGGACACCAAACACACCACAGUUCUGAAGACUAUAACUUAUCCACAGCACUAAGACAAUCUGUCUUCCAAGUAUAUACUUCCUGGAUAUUCUACAUUCCCUUGGCCCUCUUCAUACCACCUUCAGUAUAUGCUGUUCAUCUUCAGUUCAAUCUCCUCUAUCAAUUUUGGAUCCAUACAGAGGUCAUCAAUAAUCUUGGCCCUUUGGAACUGAUUCUUAAUACUCCUAGCCAUCAUAGGGUUCAUCAUGGUAGAAACCGUUACUGCAUAGAUAAAAACUAUGCUGGCACCCUUAUUAUAUGGGAUAGAAUUUUUGGAACAUUUGAAGCAGAAAAUGAAAAAGUAUCCUAUGGUCUAACGCAUCCUAUUAAUACAUUUGAGCCAUUCAAAGUGCAGUUCCACCACUUAAUUUACAUAUGGACUACAUUCUGGGCUACACCUGGAUUCUUCAAUAAGUUUUCUGUCAUAUUUAAAGGGCCAGGAUGGGGUCCAGGUAAACCAAGGCUUGGACUGAGUGAAGAAAUUCCAGAGGUCACAGGAAAAGAAGUUCCCUUCUCCUCAUCGGCAUCUAAAUUAUUACAGAUAUAUGCAGUUAUACAGUUUGUCCUGAUGCUAGUAUUUUAUGAAGAGACCUUUACCAACAGAGCUGCACUAUCACAGGUCACUCUCCUGCUGAGAGUUUGCUUCAUUAUCCUUACCUUGACCUCCAUUGGAUUUCUUCUGGAUCAAAGACCUAAAGGAGCUGUUCUGGAAACUUUCCGUUGCCUGACUUGCCUAGUGGUGUGUAGAAAUGGCCUCUUGAAACCUUUGAUCCCUUCCUUGUCAUUUGCUUUCGAGAUUUUUUUUGCCAUCUGCAUUGCUUUCUGGGGAGUGAAAUGCAUAAAACAACUUGUCUCCAGCCCUUGGAAAUAACUUGUUUGUACAUAAUUCUAUUAUUUUAAUCAGUUGCUUGUAACCAGUGUUAUUGCAGUCUAUAGGAAUAUAACUAUCUUAUACAAUGAUUGUAAGAAACAUUUUUUAAUGAAAGGCAUAUAUACUUAUAUACUCUUCUUGCUUUCCUCAUUAUUAUUUUCUAUUAAAACUUUCUUUUAUUGCCAGAAUCAAAGGCAAAUUAUUUCACAUAUAAUGAUGCUAUUUUACUGGUAGUAUCUAAGCCAAUAAGAAUAAGAGAAAGGGAGAAAAAUUAAAAAUAGUAAAAAGAAUUAUUGCAUUUGUAUCAAUUUGAUUUUUCCUUUGACAUUUGUUAACAUUAUGUUUGCAUACAUAUUUCUCAUCAUAAAAAAAUUUCAUUAUUUGUCAGCAUGAGGCUAUAUUUACCUUUGUAAACCAUAUAGCCUACAUUACAGAAAAAGACAUCACUGAAAUGAAAAUGAAUAGAAUUUGUCAGAAUUAAUUUAUUCAGCAGAUUAAUGUGUGAUACAUAUUCUGAUGUAUUUGAUCAAUUUGUUUUGGCAGAAUGAGUAGCAUGCAGUAAUUCUCUGUUAUUUUAAA
Molecule: messenger RNA, 2135 nt
Organism: Condylura cristata (star-nosed mole)
Lineage: Eukaryota; Metazoa; Chordata; Mammalia; Eulipotyphla; Talpidae
Gene: AGMO
Product: alkylglycerol monooxygenase
Exons: 14
Coding region: 219-1556 (445 amino acids)
Biological process (GO): lipid biosynthetic process
Cellular component (GO): endoplasmic reticulum
Molecular function (GO): oxidoreductase activity; iron ion binding
Source: RefSeq, a predicted model, not a curated record